Messenger RNA from Hordeum vulgare subsp. vulgare (domesticated barley), 1385 nucleotides. RefSeq names its product WAT1-related protein At5g64700-like. The transcript has 7 exons. The coding region runs from base 149 to 1243 and encodes 364 amino acids. Gene Ontology annotation, molecular function: transmembrane transporter activity. Gene Ontology annotation, cellular component: plasma membrane. Lineage: Eukaryota; Viridiplantae; Streptophyta; Magnoliopsida; Poales; Poaceae. The record is from RefSeq and is a predicted model, not a curated record.
UAAAGCAUAUGAGUCAUAUCUGAACAAACCUUAUGACAGUGAAGGUUUGAUUAAGUAUCCUGAUGGCAAAUGCUUGACGAAGUGUUGUAACAGGCAAGUACGUAGUAGUAUUUAAGCAAACAUCCUUGAAGUUCUAACAAAGAGAGUCAUGGGAAACAGAGCACCUUAUGUUGUUUCAUUUCUCUUAAGGUUUAUCUAUGCGGUUAUGCAGAUACUUACCAAAGUUGCUUUUAACCAAGGUACAAGUACAUACGUUCUUGUUUUCUACAGGCAUUUAAUAGGUACCAUGUUCUUACUACCCAUUGCUUUUGCAAUUGAAAGGAAAACGGCCCCACGACUGUCAUACAAAGUCUGUCUGAAACUAUUUGUGCAUGCAUUAUAUGGGAUGUCUGCUUCUCUUAACAUAUCAUGUGUUGGUCUCAGUUAUGCUUCAGCAACUUCUGCUUCUGCAGUACUAAAUCUCUUGCCAGUGUUAACUUUCUUUUUGGCUGUUCUGUUGAGAAUGGAGUCUUUGCAAUUAAAGAGCUACCAUGGGAUUGUGAAAGUUUCUGGUAUAGUAAUUUGUGUGGCUGGUGUUACGGUACUAGCGUUAUGCCAAGGACCGGAGCUCAAAUCUAUCGUCCAUCACCCUAUGUUUCGUCACCCAAGUCGAGUUGAUACUCAUCCCUCAAGGAGCUGGAUAUUGGGAAUUCUCCUGCAAUCUCUUGCCACUGUGAUGUUUGCGCUUUGGACAGUGUUUCAGGGCCCUUUGCUGGAGGAGUAUCCGUCCAUGCUGCUUAACACGAGCCUUCAGAUUGUCUUUGCGACUGUUCAAUCCUUUUUCAUGGCUCUAGUGAUGGAGAGAGACUUUUCAAGAUGGAAGUUGAGAUUGGAUGUAGGUCUUGUGGCGAUCAUCUAUUGUGGUGUAUUUGUUACCGCAUUGGCAAACUACCUGCAAAUCUGGGUCAUUGGCAGGUGCGGCCCAGUAUUCCUGGCCAUGACAGUACCCCUAACUUUGGUUAUCACAAUCAUUCUGGCACUUCUCAUAGGAGAAGCAGUCACCCUUGGAAGUGUGAUAAGUGGCGCGCUGAUGGUUGGUGGCCUGUACAAUGUUCUCUGGGGGAAGAGAAUAGAGCAAGCAGCUCUCCGCAAGCAAGGAGGUAGCGGAGAAAAUGGAUCAUGCUUGGAUUUGGAGGAACAAGUUCCAGCAAAGCGGGAUUCAAUCAACCCAGUGCCAGGUUCGAAAGAAAGAACUGAAAACUGAUACAUCAAGCUGAACUGUGACCAGCAAGCGGUGUCACUAUAGGUUUAUACAAAAAAAAUGCUUCAGGUCAGUCCACCAGAAACCGUUCAAAGAUCUGUAAUAUUGUUUACUGCCAGUCAGCUAUAGCAGCUUUAAUUGUUUG